Molecule: messenger RNA, 1722 nt
Organism: Acytostelium subglobosum LB1
Lineage: Eukaryota; Evosea; Eumycetozoa; Acytosteliales; Acytosteliaceae
Exons: 2
Coding region: 1-1722 (573 amino acids)
Source: RefSeq, a predicted model, not a curated record
AUGAUCAACCAACUCAACAGCACUCACAUCGAGUUUGAUCGCGACGAUGAUCCAAACAUCAUCACUCAUCGUCACUAUGUCAAAUCACGUACCUAUCCCAACCAUAACAAACACUUGAAUGCUACACCAGCAAAGACUACACAUAUAACAUACAACAGAAAGAAGACAGUACCACCGGGCUCAUUGCGAUCAGGACUAUUGUCAUUGUCACUCGGACCAAGGUUUCAACGACCGAUCGACAAGGGCAUACUGCCUGACACACUCACACGAUUGAGUCUUGAUGAUUACAAACAACCUUUGACUCCUGGAGCACUGCCCUCUAGUAUCAGAGUGGUCAACUUUGGCGAGGAGUACAACCAAGCGAUUGAGCCUGGUGUGUUCGACCCAGACUCACCGCCAGAGGUCAUUCAGUUUGGCAUGAUGUUCAAUCAACCCUUAUUCACAGAGCCACUAGGCACGCCCGUCCUUCCAACUGGCGUCAUCAAGCUUACAUUUGGCUACACAUUCGACCAACCACUGCUCAGUGGCACACUGCCGGAUACACUGGCUUUUCUCAAGCUUGGCGAUGAGUUUGACAGGGCCUUGCGUCCGGGCGACCUGCCCCAAUCACUUCGAUUCCUAAUGUUUGGCAGAUGCUUCAAUCAACACAUUGGCCCCAACAUACUGCCGAGCAACCUUCUCACGCUGCACAUGGGUCAACGGUUUGGCAAACCUGUCCUCCCAGGCUACCUACCCAGCACACUCAAGGAGUUCAAAAACUAUGCAUACUUUUGGGAUGACGAAGAGGAUGGUCAUGUCGAUGUGCCACCACUGGUCCCAGGAUGUCUUCCCGAGGGCCUGGCAUCACUAAUGGUCAAGACCCACCAACCUUUGCAAUUGGGCUUGCUGCCGAAUUCAAUGUCGAUCGUCCAGCUCAUUGGCAACUUCAACUCAAAGAUAGAGAUUGGCAUGCUACCUCUAUCACUCACCACUCUCUCACUUGGCGACGAGUUCAGACAGCCACUGGAGCCAGGCACCCUGCCUCCCAACCUCUCCUAUCUGUCGAUUGGACGUGGAUUCUCGGAGCCCCUGCGAGCGGGCGUGCUCCCAGCCAAUCUAUACUGUCUCACGGUGCACCUGUCACUCGAGCACGUGGUCGAGCCAUAUGCCCUGCCAGACAACCUGAGAGUGUUCAUCAAUGAUGGCAUGGGCAUGCCUCCUGUGCUGCCUGACUCGCUUUCUAUCAUGUACAUAUCCAAUGUUAAGACGAUCAUUCCACCAUUUGUCAAAUCAUUGGUGAUCAACUCUAAUUCUUUGGAGAUACCGACCAUCCCGCCAUCGGUCGAGUCUGUAUACUUCAUCUCACGGCAAGGACCUGGCGUACUGAGCAUGACAUUCCUGCCACAGUCGGUUACAUCUCUCGGCUUCCAGGAGUUCACCGAUCAAUACAGAUACAUUCCAUCGCGCAUCACCAAGCUGUCAAUACCACUGCACAAGUCAUUCUCGUUCAAGUUGCUGCCCAAAGGACUUCGACAUCUGAUACUCAAGACUACGCAAGGUGUCUAUGAUAUCUUCUUCUUUGAGACGCUGGAACAGAUGCAAGAACAAAAGAAACUCAAGAAACGCAGCAACAAGAACAAGGCAAUCAACAACUCGAUAUUGCUGCUACAUAAUGAUCGACUGGAAGGUGGAUUCACGAACGUCAAGGUACUCAAGAAGCAUCUUCAAUCAAUCGUUAUAUAA